Messenger RNA from Drosophila santomea, 1318 nucleotides. RefSeq lists its product as uncharacterized. The annotation marks the transcript as partial. The transcript has 2 exons. Lineage: Eukaryota; Metazoa; Arthropoda; Insecta; Diptera; Drosophilidae. The record is from RefSeq and is a predicted model, not a curated record.
UUGAUUUUAUUGUUAAAUAUUCAAUUUUUGGUAUCACACGUUGUUGGCUGUAUACGAUAGAGUGGCAAAAGCGAGGUUUGCCUCAUGCCCACAUUUUGGUUUGGCUUAAAGAUAGAAUCCGUCCUGAAGAAAUCGAUCAAAUAAUUUCAGCCAAAAUUCCAGACCCAUUAAUUGAUCAAGAAUUAUUUGAUAUUGUCACCAAACACAUGAUCCAUGGGCCAUGCGGUGCUUUCAACAUGACGUCACCGUGCAUGGAAAAUGGAAAAUGUAAAAAAAACUUCCCAAAGCCGCAUACGAAUGACACGAUCACGGAUAUUGAUGGUUAUCCAAUGUAUCGCCGCAGAAGUACUGAGAAUGGUGGCCACACAUUUACAAUGCGACUGCCGAACUUUCCAAAUCAAUGUUGAGCUUUGCAGUUCUGUUAAAUCAAUUAAGUAUAUUUGUAAAUAUGUAAACAAAGGCAGUGAUUUGGCCAUAUUUGAAGUACAAAACAUAAAUAAAAAUGACGAAAUAGCACGAUACCAAAUGGGCAGAUACAUUAGCAGCAAUGAAGCUAUUUGGCAUAUUCUCAGCUUUCCCAUCCACGAAAGAGAUCCUGCUGUCCAACAUCUGGCUAUACAUCUUGAAAACGGUCAACGUGUAUACUUCACUGAAGAAAAUGUUCUCCAAAGAGCGUUCGAAGCUCCGAAAACGACUCUAACUGAAUUUUUUACAUUGUGUCAAAAACCUGAUGUUUUUGGCCAAUUUGCGAAGACAUUGGUGUAUGGUGAUGUUCCACGUUAUUUCACAUGGAACAAAUCCAGUAAAAAAUGGAAGCCACGGAAACAAGGAAAACCACAUCCUUCCAUUACAGGCAUAUUCAAAGCUAAGACAUUGGGGAGACUUUACACGGUACAUCCAAAGCAACUUGAAUGCUUCUAUUUACGUUUGUUAUUGGUGAAUGUUCCCGGACCAACGUCUUUUGAAUUUUUGCGAACAGUUAAUGGUCGAGUAUUCAAUACAUACCAGGAUGAAUGUCGUGAACUGCAAUUGCUAGAAGACGAUAACCAUUGGGACUUAACGCUUGCCGAUGCUGCGUUGACAUCAACACCGAAUAACAUUCGUCAGUUGUUUGCAAUUAUUUUGACGACAUGUUAUCCCUCGCAAGCACAAACUUUGUGGGAAAAAUAUAAAAAUUGUAUGACAGAAGACAUCUUGCACCGAAUGAGACAAAAAAAUCAAUGCCAAAACAUAGAUUAUACACCAGAGAUUUACAAUGAAGCAUUGGUCUUUAUCGAGGAUUUAUGUGUUCUUAUUUCAAAUUUACCGCUUAAUUAUG